AAAUUGUUCACUAUCGAUAAUUCAGUUUUAUGAUUACAAUUCGUCGGUAAAAUUAUUCUUAAAGCGAAAAGUAUAAAAUUUGCCAAAGUUGUUAUAUUCACGUGUGGAAAAUUUUGCUUCUCUUUAAAAUUUCUAAUAAAACUGCUAAAGACAAAGGACGCGAGUAACAGUGAAUUUUCAUACAAUCGUAAUUAUUAACGUAAGUCAAAAUGGAUAUUGGAUUUUCCUCUUAUCAUAACGGUGGACCCGCAAGAGAACAAGACUUUAGUAGGUUGUCUCAGACUAUAGGUACCUCUAUAUUGAAGAUAUCACAAAAUGUAUCUUCAAUGCAAAAAAUGGUUAAUCAAUUGGGUAGUUCUACAGAUUCCCAAGAACUUAGAAACAAAUUGCAUCAGAUACAACAUUAUACACAACAACUUGCGAAAGAUACUAGUGGUCAUCUACGUGAUUUAGCUAAUAACUCUGGCUCUACCAGCCCGGGAGAACAAAGGCAACGUAAAAUGCAACGUGAGCGACUUCAGGAUGAAUUUACCACAGCAUUAAAUUCUUUCCAGGCUGUGCAAAGACUUGCUGCCACAAAAGAAAAAGAAAUGGUCAGAAAAGCUAAAGCUAAUGCAGGUAUUGCUCCAUUUGGAGAAAAAAAACAAGAAACUUUAAUCGAAUUGCAAGACAGCAGAACACAAAAACAAAUACAGCAGCAACAAUUGAAAGAAGAACAAAAUUUACGAAUGUUAGAAGAACAAGAAGCAAGUAUAAGACAAUUAGAGAGUAAUAUCAGCGAUAUUAAUCAAAUUUUUAAAGAUCUUGGUGCUCUAGUAUAUGAUCAAGGAGAAGUUAUUGAUUCUAUAGAAGCUUCAGUGGAAAGAACAGAAGUAUCAGUCAAUGAAGCAUCUUCGCAUGUAAGGCAAGCUAGUGUUUAUCAAACUAAGUUGCGUAAGAAAAAAUGUAUUCUUGUUUUAAUUGGAGUAAUUGUAUUGUCUAUUUUGAUUGGAAUUAUAGUUUGGCGAAGUUCUUAA
Vespa mandarinia (Asian giant hornet) is the source of this 1016-nucleotide messenger RNA. It is a transcript of the gene Syx7, whose product is annotated as syntaxin 7. Lineage: Eukaryota; Metazoa; Arthropoda; Insecta; Hymenoptera; Vespidae. The record is from RefSeq and is a predicted model, not a curated record. Gene Ontology annotation, molecular function: SNARE binding; SNAP receptor activity. Gene Ontology annotation, cellular component: membrane; endomembrane system; synaptic vesicle. Gene Ontology annotation, biological process: vesicle-mediated transport; intracellular protein transport; vesicle fusion.